Molecule: messenger RNA, 1326 nt
Organism: Clonostachys solani
Lineage: Eukaryota; Fungi; Ascomycota; Sordariomycetes; Hypocreales; Bionectriaceae
Source: the annotation of a GenBank genome assembly
AUGUCAGCUGAAGCAACCCCUCCAUCGGCAAUAUUCCAUAGAUCCUUGGGCAAGGUUUAUCCUACCGCGGUUAGUGGACAGGGUAUAUACUUGGAGACAAAGGAUGGCAAACAAGUGAUUGAUGGAAGCAGCGGAGCAGCAGUCUCAUGUCUCGGUCACGGACACCCUGCCGUCAUUCAAGCCAUUGUCGAACAGGCGCAGCGAAUGUCAUUCGCUCACACGUCGUUCUUUACCAGCAACCCCGCCGAGGAACUCGCAGAACUUCUUCUAAGCCAAAGCGCAGGAGCUUUUCACAAUGUGAUGUUUCUGAGCUCGGGCUCCGAAGCCGUCGAGUCUGCCAUUAAACUGGCGAGGCAAUAUCAUGUAUCCAAUAGGCAGCCCGAACGCAUAAACUUCAUCAGCCGCAGAUACUCUUACCAUGGGAAUACCUUGGGUUGCCUUUCUGCCGGAUUCAACCCCCCUCGCCGGGAGCAAUUUGCCCCGCUGCUAUCCCAAGCAUUCCACCAUGUAUCUCCGUGCUUUUUCAGCCGAGAUGCAUCGCCUGGAGAGGCGGAGUCCGCAUACGUCGAUCGCCUUCUUCAAGAGUAUGAGCAAAAGAUUCAAAGUCUUGGACCCAAGACAAUUGCCGGUCUCAUCGUUGAGCCUAUCGGUGGCGCAACACUGGGAAGUGUUCCUUCGGCGGAAGGUUACUUGACCGGGCUUAGACGACUGUGUGACAAGUACGGUUCCCUCCUCCUCUUCGACGAGGUCAUGUGCGGCAUGGGCCGAGCUGGUACACUUCAUGCCUGGCAAUCUCUGGGCAAUGUAGCCCCUGACCUGCAAACGAUCGGCAAGGGUCUUGGGGCGGGAUACCAGCCCAUAUCCGCGAUCCUGGUUGGUCGCCAAGUGCACGAUUCCAUCAAAGCAUCGCAGGACGUUCUCCCCUUUGUGAGUGGGCACACAUACCAAGGGCACUCAAUUGGCUGCGCUGCCGCCCUGGCGGUUCAAAAAGUCAUUAUUGAGCAGGGCCUUCUCGCAAAUGUUGAAGCUAUGGGAAAAUGUUUGAGAAGUCAGCUUGAGGCCUCGACACCCCACUUGAAGGAGGUCCGCGGUCUUGGGCUGUUCUUGACUGCCGAGUUCAAGGCCAUAGGAGGCAGCCCUAUCUCUUCGAGAGUUGCUGCGAGGUGUCUAGAUAAUGGAGCAGCGGUGUAUCUGUGCUCAUCAGCUGUGGACGCAGUUAUGUUCGCCCCGCCCUUCAUUAUCACGGAGGAGGAGGUGGGUAAACUGGUUGAGAUUUUUGUUCUAUCCGUGAAUGAGGUGUUGCUUGAAGGUGUAUCUGCAACAUAG